CCGGCAAAGCUGAACUACAAUAUACAGCUCAGCACCAUCUCCGCUAGGUCAGGUUACGGGAACCGAGGCGGGGCGUGGGAGGAGUAGCACUGCCCGUGCGUACUUCAUAGAAAUUCGGGUGUCCGAGGCUUCAACCAAGUCAGUUGUCAUGUGUUACAUCUCAUCUCCUCGCCUCGCCUGACGCAGCUCACCUGCUACUCGCAAUCUAAUGCGAUGCCGCAAAUUUUCUUACUUUCGUAGGACGAGGUUUGAAAAGCGACGAUCGUUGGCGAGAGCUUUUUCAUAGAAGCCCCAAACUCCAUCCGACUGAUAGUAAUACUUCGAGAAUUCCAUACAAACCGUUUCGCGCUGGUUCGUCGUGUCUGUCGCAGCAGCAGCAGUCGGGAGUCGUGACCCCCUCGAAUAUCCUCCCAGUCGGGCAGCAGCUGCCAGCAGUUGCGUCAAGUAGCGUCAAGUUGGAGCAGGGGAUCGGAAGCAUGGAGUUUAGAUCUACUACCACGGGUAGCACGGCUUUCAACAGUAGCAGCACUUCUAGAGCCAAGCCCGGGAUUCAAUCCGUCAUGGUGGUAGAAGGUACCGCUGCGAGCAGUAAGGCGGCCGUGAGUGCAGCGCGAACCAGCGGGGGCGCAGCGGGCAUGGCGGCGAGUUGCGGGAAGCAUCGCCAGUUACUGACGUGCGGUCUCGUGCUGCUCGGCGCGCUGCUCCCCGUGUACUUGGGCCUUCACGCCGUGCUCAACAGAUCCUCACCGCACGUCGCCGCUUCUGCGCCCCCGACCGCAGUGAUCGGCGAGCCCCUGAUGUGGCUGUACCGCCCGCAGUGGGCGGUGCCGCAGCAGAUUGGAGUAGCAAGGCUGCUUACAGCGGAGCAGCAGGUCGGGAGCGCGGAGGAGGGGGGAGCAGACCACGUGGCGGGGAUAGCGCGGAACGAGACGGGGAAAGAGGCGCGCGCGGAGGCAAAGCGGGCGCCAGCGUGUGGGGAAGAGGAGGGGGUGGAGGGGGAGUGCGGGGUGGAGGAGGAGGAGCGGGCGGGGGAGGGGUGGCACUUCAACAACGCGGCGAGGUUUGGGCGAGUGGAGGUGGAAGGGGCAGGGGCGGAGCGGGCUCUCGCCAACCAGCGCACGUGCUUCUCCGUCACAGCACUCGAUGAAGCUGGGGAGCCGUUCGAUGCUGCCUGCAGGCAGCGCGCGUUCUUCGUGGUGCUGCUCGCCUUCGACACCCAAGCCAACUUCUCGGCGCACCAACGCACUACCAACUCCUCUCACCUCGCCCGCUCACUCCUCAACACCACCAACGACACCAGCGCUGGCAGCAGCAGCAGCAGUGGCAGUGCAGAGGGUGGGGCGGACGGGGCAGGAGGGGGGGAAGCGGUGAUGCAGUCGGCACGAGUGACGGAGGCGCCAUCAUGGGAUGACUCUCUCAACGGGUGGACUGACCUGCGCAUGGCCGCUCAAGUCAAGUACCAACGCUCUUCGUCCUCCCACCAGGUGUGCUACACAGCGCCCUUCCCUGGCCCGUACGUGCUCUCCAUCCAUCUGCUCUUCAACAACGCCUUUCAGCUGCGCAACUUCCUCAACGGCUCCUACAACAAAGCAUUCCACCGCUAUCCAGUGGUGGCCUUGCGCAAUCUGCAUGUCGCCAGCCCUCCGCGCUACUUCCCACGCGCGUUUAGGCACAAGCUCCCGCGGUGCACGCCUGCCCUGCUGCGAGCGUCAGGCAACGAGGGGUACUGGGCGGAGCAGCAGUGGCGGCCGCACGCGUGCCGCCUGCACGCCGUGCAGCCGCAGGAUGCGCGCAAGUGCUUCCACCGCAAACAACGCGUGCUUCUCAUGGGUGACUCGCAGAUGCGCUACUUCUUUGGCUUCCUGCUGCCGUUCCUCUCUGCGGACUCACGCACGGCCUUCACAGACACGGAGAAGGCCAACAUGAUGGGCUUCCACGGGUUUCACGGCUUCCCCAAGGAAUUCAGCCCCUUCAACGAGAGCAACAAUGGCAGCAGCGUGAGGAGGGUGUAUCACACGCCCGUGCGCUUACCCCUCCCAGUUGACACCUUCUACGGCUCACUCUACAAUGGGUUCACACACAAGAAGUUCAACUUCACCAAGGACGGCAGGGCCUGUGUGUUCAACCUGACAUAUGUGUCGCACAUGGGGUCGAGCUGGGAGUUCCUGCCCGCCUGGAUGUUCAACGCGAGUCUCACGGGGGGCGAGGUGGUGAGGCAAGACGGCCGGCCGUUCGGCCUCGUUGCGUUCGGCUCCACCCUGCAUGACCUCAUCACGCUGAACUCAACACGGGACUACAGAAGUGUGGCAUGCUCGCAGCUGCUGCCUGCCAUACGGCGGCACUUCGGCCCCUCACGGGUGACGCUCUUUGGGCCGUGGGCGGCCAGGGAGGACACGAAGCCUGUCUGGCUGCGCUACAAGAGCAACAACGUUCGUGGCAUGGCGUUCGAGGAGCAGGCUGCCAGGUUACUGCCACUCCAAGGAUUCGAGAGAUUUGUUCCAAUGACCCCUGUCACACUUCCUCGACCUGACCUGUCGCCUGACAGCACACAUUAUUCGUGGUUAGUAACUCUUGCCAUGCUAGAUAUUUGGUAUACCACCGCUUGCUUGUAGAUAUGACAAUCCCCAUUCUGGUUGAAGUAGAAAGAAACUUUAGGUAGACAUUUUCAUACCUUUCUGGUAACGAGAAUUGUGUUCGCGAGGCAUUUAUCGCGCGCCAGCAGUGACGUGGCGCUACGUGGACACAUUCGGGAUGCUGGUAUACCCACGCAGCUGUUUGCAAAAAUGUUCAGAUACAGUCAAAACGCCAAAACGUCCUCUUCGGACACACCCUUAUGGAGACACCUACGAAUGAACAGCUGCAUUUCUGAAGAUGUCAUGCAACAUGAGAAAAAGCUACCAGUCACGCAACGUUCCUACAGGGUACAGCAGGCUCUGGCAAAAUUG
Closterium sp. NIES-67 is the source of this 2945-nucleotide messenger RNA. The record is from the annotation of a GenBank genome assembly. NCBI's taxonomy places the organism in Eukaryota, Viridiplantae, Streptophyta, Zygnematophyceae, Desmidiales, Closteriaceae.